Suillus subaureus is the source of this 1177-nucleotide messenger RNA. RefSeq lists its product as uncharacterized. The coding region runs from base 80 to 1054 and encodes 324 amino acids. The transcript is spliced from 3 exons. Lineage: Eukaryota; Fungi; Basidiomycota; Agaricomycetes; Boletales; Suillaceae. The record is from RefSeq and is a predicted model, not a curated record.
GUGGCAACUGGUGCACAAUUACUGUCAUCAUGUUUGCUCACUCAUUGUUGUCCUCUUCUGUCUCGAGAGUCAAAAGACCAUGAUCUUUUUGUUUCCUCUCUUGGGAUUAAUGUUAAACUUCCACGUCAUGAUUCAGAUCCGAACCAUACGAAAAUGUCGAGCCACUCGUGAUCAGUUGCUGCCACGCAAGGCUCGCUUGGAAACGUCUUAUGCGUUCUCUCGCACAUUCAACUCCCGUAACAUGGAAUUCUACUGGUACCCACUGUGGUGUCAGACACUCUUCGAUCUUGUAGCAGAUGUGCCAAAUUUAAUCGUAGCACCUCAAUUUCCGGUUUGGAUUGUAAAGCAUAAUGACCAGCUUGAAGGGGCAGAUGACGGUGAUGAUCCUGAAGAGUUAGAAGAAAGGGCAGCCCAGGCAGAGGAGGAUGUUGCAGCAGGUAUCCAAGUCCCCGGUAACGACGACGAAGAAGAAGGAGACCAUGAGCCUGACUCGGAGGCCGGGGACAUUUCUUUCGCGUCGACAGUCCCGGUAAAGAACGCUGAAAGCGUUCUGGUGGAUUUUGCGAUCGUCUGUCUCACAGCUGUGCCUCAACCAGAGGAGAAGUCUCGCUAUGGUGGGUGGCGAAUAAAUUCGGCAAGUGCUUGCCUUCUCGUGGAAGUGAAGAGGUUUGUGAGCAGGAGCCUGAAGGAUGAUGAGCUUGAUGCAGAGAUUCGGGCGCAUAUUCAGGAGGCUAGGAUCGACCUGGUGAUACAAUCAGGACAUCUUUUUAUUCAAGAUAAAACCAAGGAUUCCAUCAUGGCCAUCGCCGCCGCAGGUCCAUACUGGAGUGGCACCACAAUUCAUCGUAGCGACGUUGGACGUACCAUGGACCUUGUUUCAAGCAACGACCCGAGCUAUCGACCCCCUGGUGAACAACUCAUUGACCGGAGGCCGAAGUGGAAUAAGAUUCUUCGCCUUGAUGGUGCAUCCUCCACGGUAGCUUCCGAAGCCCGCUUACGCACCGUUUACAAGAAGAUGAGGGAAAUGGGAAAUUCGAGAACGGACGCUAAGUAGUGUGAUGUUUGCUCGGGAACGUUGAUGGGAACUCCAAGUGGGCUUCGGAUCUUUUUUGACUAGAACCUCUUCAUCAUAAAGAUAAUGCUCAAUUUUAUUGUGAACUGUUUUGACAGUACUAUG